AUGGGACCCAACCGAGAACAUUUUCGCGCCAUAAUUUAUUACAACUUUCAGAGACAAUUAUCUCAACAAGAAUGCCUUGCUGAGUUACUAUCUGUUUUCGGCAACGAAGCGCCACAUCAGUCGACAACUUUUCGUUGGUAUGGAGAAUUCAAACUCACCCAGGAAAACGUCCAUGCUGUGCGCAAACACAUCAUUGAAGAUAGACAUGUGACAUAUCGCGAGAUUGAGGCUUGUUUGCCAAAGGUCAUCACCGAGCUUCGAAAAAUCAACCCCGAAAGAAGAAUCAUCCUCCACCAACACAAUGCAAGCUCGCACACAGCCCAAAAAACAAGGCAGUAUUUAACGGAAGAAAACGUGGAAUUAUUGGACCAUCCUCCAUAUAGUCCCGAUCUAAGUCCUAGCGAUUUCUUUACCUUCCCGAAAAUUAAAAACAUACUGCGUGGUCAAAGAUUCCAGUUACCAGAAGAAGCAGUUGACGCAUUAAAAAAUGCCGUUUUGGAUCUGCCAACAAACGAUUGGAAUAAGUGCUUCGAAAAUUGGUUCAAGCGCAUGCAGAUGUGUAUUAAUCUUCGUGGAGAAUAUUUCCAAAAACAAUAA
Acanthoscelides obtectus is the source of this 597-nucleotide messenger RNA. Lineage: Eukaryota; Metazoa; Arthropoda; Insecta; Coleoptera; Chrysomelidae. The record is from the annotation of a GenBank genome assembly.